This is a messenger RNA of Manihot esculenta (cassava), 2036 nucleotides long. Its product is annotated as protein IQ-domain 26. Lineage: Eukaryota; Viridiplantae; Streptophyta; Magnoliopsida; Malpighiales; Euphorbiaceae. The transcript is spliced from 4 exons. Gene Ontology annotation, molecular function: protein binding. Bases 664 to 1872 code for a protein of 402 amino acids. The record is from RefSeq and is a predicted model, not a curated record.
AUAAUAUUUACGAGAAAAAGAUUCAAAUUCUGCUAUAGUCAAACUCAAAACUCGAAACCUCAUUUGCAAAAGGACCCUUUUUGAUCUGAAUCACACAAACUGAAAGAUUUUCUCUGCAGAGAGACUGAGCCACAGAUCAUAGACGAAAGAUCUACUCUAUCCCAACAGAGAAAGGGAAGUCUCAGCUUUUCUUUUUGGCUUAUUCUCUGGGACAGAGAGAAGCUAUAAAAAGCACCCCCUUUCGUGGCUUUCUUAUUUAAUGCCCUCUCAUUGAGAUGUACUUUGCAGAGAAGAGAGUAAAAGAAAUGGUGGGUACCUUUAUUUUUGUCUGAGAAGUGAGAAAUUAGAAGCAAGGACUGAGGAGAGAGAGAGGGAAAGUGGCAAAAAUACUCAAAUGGGUUUUGAAAGUGAAGAGAUUCACGAGAUGGGCAGUGAUGGAAAUGGGUUAUAUUUACUACACGUUGCUCCAGAAAGUUAGAGAGAGAAAAUAGAGGAAGAGUUGAAACAUUUUCUAGUCAAAGAGAAAAUUUUUUAAAGUGGGAAAAUGGUAGUGGAGCUUUUUCUUGGUUAGCUUAGCUAAAAUCCGGCGCUUUUUUGUAUUUUGAAUUGGAAAAGUUGGGAUUACUGAAGUUGUUGUGAGAGAGAGAGAGAGAUCUAGACGAGAUGGGUAAAGCUACAAGGUGGCUAAAGGGCUUGUUGGGUAUGAAGAAAGAUAAAGAGAAAGAAAGAGAAAAUGGCGGUGAAACUUCAAGUCCAAUUUCAAGCGAAAGGAGAGAUAAAAAAAGAUGGAGUUUUGGCAAAUCAGGAAGGGAUAACACAGUGAUCCCACAAAUUCCCGAGAAUCUUCAAGGGAAAGAUGCUGCCUGGAUCAGAUCCUACUUUGCUGAGACAGAAAGAGAGCAGAACAAGCACGCAAUAGCGGUGGCUGCUGCCACGGCUGCAGCAGCCGAUGCCGCAGUGGCUGCAGCACAGGCUGCGGUUGCGGUAGUGAGGCUGACCAGCCAUGGCAGAGGAACAUUGUUUGGUGGAGGGAGGGAAAGGUGGGCUGCAACUAAAAUUCAAACUGUUUUCAGAGGCUAUUUGGCUCGAAAAGCUCUUCGAGCAUUGAAAGGGCUGGUUAAGAUACAGGCACUUGUUAGAGGUUACCUUGUACGAAAGCGGGCUGAUGCUACUCUUCACAGUAUGGAAGCUCUUAUAAGAGCUCAAACUGCUGUUCGAUCCCAACGUGCUCGUCGUUCUGUAAACAAAGAGAACAGAUUUCAACCUGAAAAUCGACCGCGAAAAUCGAUUGAAAGAUUUGAUGAUACAAGAAGUGAAUUCCAUAGCAAGAGGCUGUCUACAUCUUAUGAAAUGAAUGUGUUCGACGAAAGUCCAAAAAUAGUUGAAAUCGACACUUACAAGCCAAGAUCAAGAUCUCGAAGAUUCACUGCUGCAUUAUCAGAAUGUGAUGAAGAAUUCCAUUACCAAGCAAUCUCAUCACCGCUUCCAUGUCCAAUUUCAGCUCGAAUCACACCCGAAAGCAAAACUCAACAAGAUUUUGAUUGGUACUUCAAUGGUGAGGAAUGUAGGUUCUCCACAGCCCAAAGCACUCCAAGGUUCGCAAACUCUGUCCGAUCAAACGCCCUUGCUACACCAGCCAAGAGUGUCUGCGGAGACAGCUACUUCAGGCCUUAUUCAAACUUCCCCAAUUAUAUGGCAAACACACAAUCCUUUAAGGCCAAAUUGAGGUCACACAGUGCUCCGAAGCAGCGACCGGAGCCAGGGCAAAAGAAGAGGCUUUCGCUGAAUGAAAUAAUGGCAGCAAGGAAUAGCAUAAGCAGUGUCAGAAUGCAGAGGUCAUGUUCCAAAGUUGAUGAAAGUUUAGGUUUUUGACAGAUUGAUCGAACAAAGAAAUAGAUUCUGAAAUCUAAGCUUGUUAUUUUCAACAAACGUUGACAACCAAUAUGAUAGAUGAAAGAGUGGCUUGUGCAAAUUCUUUUCAACAGUUGACGUUGAUGUUGCCUUUGCAAUGAAAUCAGAGCUUCUUUUCUUGUUAA